Tupaia belangeri chinensis (Chinese tree shrew) is the source of this 3026-nucleotide messenger RNA. It is a transcript of the gene TCF23, whose product is annotated as transcription factor 23. The coding region runs from base 95 to 718 and encodes 207 amino acids. Gene Ontology annotation, biological process: regulation of transcription by RNA polymerase II; developmental process. The record is from RefSeq and is a predicted model, not a curated record. The transcript has 3 exons. Gene Ontology annotation, molecular function: RNA polymerase II transcription regulatory region sequence-specific DNA binding; protein dimerization activity; DNA-binding transcription factor activity, RNA polymerase II-specific. NCBI's taxonomy places the organism in Eukaryota, Metazoa, Chordata, Mammalia, Scandentia, Tupaiidae.
AUGACCAGCCCGUCCCAGCGAGCCUGAGCCCAAGGGUUCUCUCAGCCACCGUGUUCCUGCUCUGCGGGCUGCAGCCCUGGACCUGGGGUGUGGCAUGUCACAGAAGGAGCCCCGAGGGGCACCCACAGUGCCAGGAGUGGGGCGCAGUCAGGCUAAGGCCAAGUUGUGGUUGCUGCCAGGCACCGCCAGGAAGAGGAGCCGGCUCAGCAGGACAAGGCAGGACCUGUGGGGAGAGACCAGCUGGAGCUACCGAAGUCGGAGCAGGGUUGCCCCUAGCCCUCAAGACGCCAGAGCCAAGAGUGAGGCCAGUCCUGAGAAUGCCGCGCGGGAGCGGAGCCGGGUGAGGACGCUGCGCCAGGCCUUCCUGGCCCUGCAGGCCGCCCUGCCUGCGGUGCCGCCUGACACCAAGCUCUCCAAGUUGGACGUGCUGGUGCUGGCCAGCAGCUACAUCGCCCACCUCACCCGCACUCUUGGCCACGAGUUGCCCGGCCCCGCCUGGCCACCCUUCCUGCAUGGACUCUGCUAUUUGCACCCUCUCAAGAAGUGGCCAAUGCGGUCUCGUCUCUACGCUGGAGGCCUGGGCUCCUCUGACAUGGACUCCACCCCAGCCACUGCCUCAGACCAAAGAACAGUAGAUCCAGAGGCGGGGUCCCAAGUCCCUGGAGGGACAGAUACUAUCCUCAUCAAGCCACUCUCGCCUGCUCUUGAGGACAAAUGAUCACCCCACUCACCUUCUCUUAGACUGCGACUCAUGCUCAGGGUGCUGGGUCUUCUGGGGCCCCUCCCUGUUGUCCCUGACUCAGCCAUCAGGUCUGACUCAAGCUCAGCUCCCAAAGACCAGCACACAGGUCAAGCAAAGCAGUGGGCCUUCCGUAAUGGAGGGACCCAGGAUGGAGAGCCUCGUCCUUGACACCAGAGGGGACUUGCCAGCAGCUCUUCUGUGGCAGCUACAGGGAAAUGGGAGAGGAAGGAGGUCCUCUGGGUUCCAAGCUGAAUUAGGGCUCCACCCCUCGCUUUCUCCCCUAAGAUUCCGACAACCCCCUACAGGGAGCAGGAAGUUAGAAGUGCAGACGCAGAGGGUAGGGCCUAGGAUGGCAGCAACCCCAGGACCUGAUGGAAAAGCCAGGAGGCCUGAGGGCAACUGUAAGUGUGAACAGUUCGGGGCAGGGGUGGCAUUGCCCGAGGGCCACCCGAACAAGAGAAUAUGCUUUGUCAUUGCUCCAGAUGUGGAAGAGGCAGUGAGGAAUUGGGACUCCCGUCUGUAGCAGUCCCCCCAGCAGCCCCUCAUUACCACGUUUCCUCCCUCUCUGGGCCCUGCACCCUUCCACUCUUUUCUUGACAUGAGUUAGAGCUACAGGUUAAGCCAUAAAACUAACGUUGCUUACAUUCCAGUUUCCAAAGAGACUUUGGGUAGUCCCAGAUGCCUGCUUUGAGAUCUUAUCCCGGAGGCGGCGUUACCCUAACUGACCUGAGCAGCAAUUGAAGGCCUUGAAGUAAAGGAUAUUGGUCAACUCAAUUACACCCUUGAAGGACCUUAAAAGAAGAAUGUGCAUCUUUUCCAGGGAUGAUAAUUACAGUCUCUUCUUUCCAUUCUGUUAGAAACCUCACCUCCAGGGAAGACAGCCGUGGCCUGGGCGAGGCAGGUUGUGUGUAUAGGCUUCACCUGAGUUCACCUGCUCCCUGCUCUAGAAUUACUGCCAUGUCUAGGUGCUCCCUAGGGCCAGCCCCUCCCCAAAGGACCGUCCGCCCUGGCACUCCCCAAGUCUUGCUCUAGGGGCCUAAAAGUGGGAUAGAGCUCUAAUGGCACUGAAUUCUGGCCCCGAAGAAAUCACUUGCAGACUCACCAGAGAGUCCACACCCACGGAGAUGAACUUUCCAGAUCAGAUGUAGCUUUACACCUGGCCCGUGAAGUCCAGACAGGGAAGUAACCGGUUUUGUGUUAAAUUUCAGCACCUCCAGGUGAGAAGUGGAGGGAGAGGCAGAUAGAAUCCCAGCAGGGUUAUCCUUAGACACAAGCCUUCAUGUCACCGUGAGUACAAAUGAGGUCGGGCAGUCUGGGAGUAGCUGGGGUCUGGGUUUGGGCAUGAUGAGCCUCGCUCCUCCACAGACUGGCCAGGGUAGCAUGAAAGCGGCUGAGGGGGUGACUCAGUCAGUUGGGGUGGAGGUGGACGAGGAGACACAGGACGUCCCAGCCCCGAGUUGCUGGGGUGUGGGAGAGCUGCUGGAUUAUGGCUGGGAGCCACGCAGAGGAGGCCUCAGCCAAGGCCGAACUCAUAAAUCUGCCUGGGCCCGCGUCUCUGCUGAGGGUCCCCGGAGAGCUUGUGCAGAGCUGCUCUGGGCAGCUGGACAGGGCCAACAGGGCAGAGACCAGGUGUGGGAGGGCAUGAGCUCAGCGUUCUUCACAAGACCAUAAAAGUCCAGCUAGAAUGUUCUAUUUUUAAAGCCAAGUAGCAGUACCUUCCUGGUUGACCGCGAGGAUGGUAAAAAGAGUUUACCCAUGAAUCCCGCUGGAUUAAAGGCACAUGGUGUCUUUCUGGGGAUGAAGGCACUGGCUGGGGGUUUGCACUGGGGGUUCCCCAAGAGAAUGGAGGUCCUCCUGGUAACUGAGUAGACUUUGGUUUGGAGCUUCCCUGCCCCAGGAAUGUCAGACCCCUGGGAGUGACCACAUCACCCUGGCAGAGAAGAUAAAAGGGGCAAAGAAGGAUAAAGUUGGUGGAGGCUGAGGAGGGGCAAGGCCUGUCAUUAUGAGUUUCAAAGGUUGCCUGGGGCUCCUUCCAGGUAAGUUGGUCUCCUCAAUGCAGGACAGUGCCAUGAGGACCAGAGGCCCUCUCCUCCAGCUGGACAGCACAGUCAGGCCAGGAGCACAGUGACUGGCAGGAGCAGGGUGAGCCCGGGGAGGAAGGCCCAGGGGUGGAUGGCAAAAACCAUAGAAGGGACUGGGUCUCUCCUCCUUGACAACCCGUGCUGUCAUGAAGAAAUGUCAUGUUGGGGAAACCAGCAGUUAGCGUAAUGGCUAUGUCGCUGGA